CCAACAUGGUUUAUGACACAUAGCAAUAAUCGACAUGGCCAAGUUUGACGAUUUAAAAAAUAUUAAUAAAAACACGGAGGUUUACAUCAUUGCCUUCAGAUUACAUUUGUGUCUUAACAUUCAACACCGAAAACAAAACAAAAAACGAUAAAAAUGGGAGGAUUAAUGGCAAAAUUAAAAGAUGCCUUAUCUGAAUUUACUGGUUCCAAUCCUGCCAGAGUGCUAAUGUUAGGAUUAGAUGCUGCAGGUAAAACCACGAUUCUUUACAAAAUUAAACUGAACGAAACCGUAGCAACAAUACCAACGAUAGGUUUUAAUGUCGAAACAGUAAAUCCCUGUAAAGGAGUUAGUUUUACUGUAUGGGAUGUGGGAGGUCAAGACAGAAUCAGACCAUUAUGGAGACAUUACUUCCAAAACACUGAAGGUCUGUUGUUCAUAAUUGAUAGUAAUGAUAGAGAGAGGAUGGCAGAAGCUAGAGAAGAAUUAAUGGGAAUAUUACAGAAUGAUGAGAUGAGACAUGUCCCAUUGGUUGUUGUGGCUAAUAAGCAGGAUCUCCCUAAUGCACUUAGUCCAUCACAAGUAGCAGAAGGUUUACAUUUACACAAACUGACAGGCCAUAAAUGGUUUAUACAUGGAUCAUGUGCAUCAACAGGAGAAGGCAUUUAUGAAAGUUUAAAAGAAAUGGCACAUUUAGUGAAAGAACAUAAAAAGUCAUCAAAAUGAUGAAAAAAAAUAUGUUAUUGUUUCACAGUUAAUUUCAAACCAAAAGCAAUACAGCUAAUUGGUAUGAGGCAUGGGAAGGUUCCUCACGAACGAGCUAUUAUGCAGAUUAAGAACGUGAUUUUAUCUACUUGUACGGAUGUUGAUAUUUUUGUACAAAUUACCAAUAUAAGCAUCAAAGAAAAAUGAUCAGAGAGUUCAGCACCAGUUUCAGUCAAACUAUUUUGUUUACUUUUUCAUUAUUCAAAAUGUUGUUACAUUGUUUUUUUACUUUUCAUUUAUGUCAUGUUAUAAUAAAAAUAUUUAAAAAAACA
Molecule: messenger RNA, 1034 nt
Organism: Mytilus trossulus (common blue mussel)
Lineage: Eukaryota; Metazoa; Mollusca; Bivalvia; Mytilida; Mytilidae
Product: ADP-ribosylation factor-like
Exons: 4
Coding region: 154-723 (189 amino acids)
Biological process (GO): vesicle-mediated transport; intracellular protein transport
Cellular component (GO): plasma membrane; cytoplasm
Molecular function (GO): GTP binding; GTPase activity
Source: RefSeq, a predicted model, not a curated record